This is a messenger RNA of Erigeron canadensis, 1187 nucleotides long. RefSeq names its product CCR4-NOT transcription complex subunit 9-like. The transcript is spliced from 9 exons. Gene Ontology annotation, cellular component: CCR4-NOT core complex; P-body; CCR4-NOT complex. Bases 93 to 947 code for a protein of 284 amino acids. NCBI's taxonomy places the organism in Eukaryota, Viridiplantae, Streptophyta, Magnoliopsida, Asterales, Asteraceae. Gene Ontology annotation, biological process: mRNA catabolic process; negative regulation of translation. The record is from RefSeq and is a predicted model, not a curated record.
CCAUAUAUCAUAUCGACAGAAAAAAAAAAACACACACACACACAUAUCUCCGUUCUCAAAAUAACGACGGCGAACAAUUUGAUCUAAAAGAAAUGCAAUCGGCGGAGCAAUUAGUGCUCGAUCUCAGCAGUCCCGAUCUUCGCGAAAAUGCUCUCCUUGAACUCUCCAAGAAGAGGGAGCUGUUCCAAGAUUUAGCUCCAUUGUUAUGGAACUCAUUUGGAACUAUUGCAGCUCUGUUACAGGAGAUAGUUUCAAUAUAUCCCUUUUUGUCGCCACCCAACUUGACUCCAGCUCAGUCAAACAGAGUUUGCAAUGCGCUUGCUCUUCUUCAGUGUGUAGCCUCACAUCCAGACACAAGAAUGUUAUUUUUGAAUGCUCAUAUUCCUCUAUAUUUAUACCCUUUUCUGAACACAACGAGCAAAUCAAGGCCAUUUGAAUAUCUAAGGCUUACUAGCUUAGGUGUCAUUGGUGCACUGGUGAAGGUCGAUGACACGGAAGUCAUUAGUUUUCUGCUUUCAACGGAAAUUAUCCCCCUCUGUCUGCGGACAAUGGAAAUGGGCAGUGAAUUGUCAAAAACAGUUGCUACAUUUAUAGUUCAAAAGAUUUUAUUGGACGAUGUUGGGUUGGACUACAUAUGCACUACUGCUGAACGGUUUUUUGCCGUGGGUAGAGUUUUGGGGAAUAUGGUUGCUGCGCUUGCCGAACAGCCUUCUUCACGCCUCUUAAAGCACAUCAUCCGCUGUUAUCUUCGCUUGUCAGAUAAUGGAAGGGCAUGUGAUGCUUUGAGGAGUUGCCUUCCAGAUAUGCUACGAGACGCUACUUUUAGCAGCUGCCUUCGUGAGGACCCAACAACAAGGAGGUGGCUGCAACAGCUGGUUCAUAAUGUUCAAGUUCCCCGGGUUGCGAUUCAGGGAGGUGGAGGAUUUGAUCACAUGCUAGUCAACUGAAUGUCAGACUUCCAGCAAAUGUUUUAUUAAAAAGAGGUUUCCUAAUCAGUCAGUAGCGGAUCUUGUUUCUAUUAUUAUUAGACUCCUACUUCUUUUGAAACCUUGAUCGGUCAUGUUUAGUUUGUUUAUAUUCUAGCUAUCAUGUUCGGGGCUCUGUAAACCUAGCAAACAGUGGGCACCACUGUCAGUGUCAUGUGUAUAUCAAACUAAAUGGCUUAAUUUUAAUGUUUUUUUAUAUCA